Oryza sativa Japonica Group (Japanese rice) is the source of this 3423-nucleotide messenger RNA. RefSeq names its product disease resistance protein Pik-2-like. The record is from RefSeq and is a predicted model, not a curated record. NCBI's taxonomy places the organism in Eukaryota, Viridiplantae, Streptophyta, Magnoliopsida, Poales, Poaceae. Gene Ontology annotation, biological process: defense response to other organism. Gene Ontology annotation, molecular function: ADP binding.
AGGUAAAUUCGCAGUAGAAGAAAGAAAGAAAGAAAGAAAUUAUCACCACUGCUUGUUCGCUGACUGAUUGAUUUCUUUUCAAUCCCCGCGCGCGAGAGAGGGAGAGAUUUGGAGGAGAUCGAUGGCAGGAGUUGGGGAGAAGAUGAUGGUUAGCGCCUUGACGGGGGUGAUGAGCCCCGUGCUCGGCAAGCUCGCCGGCCUCAUGGAGCAGGAGUAUUCCAAGCUCAGGGGCGUGAGGAAGAAGAUGGAGCAGCUCAGGAAGGAGCUCAUCACAAUCAACCUCGCGGUGGAGCAGUACGCGUCCAUGGAUGACGACCCGGACAAGCUGAGGAGGGCAUGGGUAAAGGAGAUCCGGGAGCUCGCCUACGACAUCGAGGACUGCAUAGAUCUGUUCGUCCACCGCUCCAACCACGAAUUCUCCGCCGGCGGUGGCGUCAGGAGGCUCCUCCUCGACAGCAUCAGUAAGCUUCGGGGGCUUCACCAUCGCCACAAGUUCGCCGCCCAGAUCCAGCAGCUCAAGAACACCGCCGGCGAAAUCCACGAGAGGAACUUGAAAUACAAGGCCGAUGGCUGCAGCUCUGCUGCAACACCACCACAUACAGAGAUCGAUCCUCGCUUGCCGGCGCUCUACGAGGAGGCGGAAAGGCUCGUGGGGAUCGAGCGCCAGAUGGAAGAAAUCAUCACUAGGUUUCUGGUUCUGGAGAGCACACCGACGAACAAGUGCAGCAUCAUUUCGAUUGUUGGUCAGGGAGGCUUAGGCAAGACCACCCUUGCUCGUCAGGUGUACCUGAGAAUCCGGGGUGAAUACAAAUGUUCAGCUUUUCUGUCCGUCUCACAAAGGCCUAACAUGAAUAGCCUUUUGAGGGAUAUGCUCUCAAAAUUUCAGAGGAGUAGCCGGGACCAAGACAGUGAUCAACAAAUUGGAGCAAGUAGUGACCAGCAACUCAUUGAUCACCUAAGAGCAUAUCUUGAGGAUAAACGUCUGAAAGAUCCUCAGGAUAAAGGGUACCUUGUUGUCAUAGAUGAUAUUUGGAGUACCACGGCAUGGAAAACAAUACAGUGUGCUCUUCCCACAACUAUCCAUGCAAGCAGGAUAAUAAUAACAACACGCAUCAACAACAUAGCUGAAUCUUGUUGCACUCCAUGUAAAGGCUUUGUUUAUAAAAUGGAACCCCUUAGCAGACAGAACUCUGAAAUUUUGUUCGUGAAAAGGAUAUUUGGUGCCAACAGUACAUGCCCAAGUCAGCUGAAGGAGAUCAUGAAUGAGAUACUAGAUAAAUGUGAUGGUUUGCCACUGGCCAUUGUCACAUUAGCAAGCAUGUUGGCUAAUAAUCGAAGGAAGGAAGAAUGGGAAAGAGUGUUGAAGUCUAUAGGUUCCACAAAUGAGAAAUAUGGAGAGUGGGAUACCAUACAUAAGAUAUUAUCCCUGAGUUACAAUGACUUGCCUCUCUAUUUACGCCCUUGCUUAUUGUACCUUACUACAUUUCCAGAAGAUUAUGAGAUUGAUAAAAGCCGCUUGAUAUGGAGUUGGAUAUGUGAAGGAUUCAUAACAACAAAACAACAAUAUUCUUUGGAUGAAGUAGGUGAGAGUUACUUCAAUGAUCUCAUUAAUAGGAGUUUGAUUAUACCAAUCAAAAUAGAAUCUGAUGGUGAAGCCAGAGGAUGUCGAGUUCAUGAUAUAGUUCUCGACUUCAUUCUCUCCCGAUCAAUUGAAGAAAAUUUUGUAACUGUACUUGAUGGUCAGGAGAACUCAUCUCAACUUGGCAAGAUUCGCAGGCUCCUUUUCCAAAAUAAUGAUGAACCUGCUGGAGCAAUAUCACUAGGAACUAUGGAGCUAUCUCAUCUCCGAUCACUUAAUUCUUUUGGUGUUUCUAGGUUGAUGCCCCCUCUUCAGGACCUGCAAGUUCUUCGAGUGUUAGACCUAGAGGACUACCCUGAGGAGAAUGGUCAAGGAUUAUAUAAUUAUCUGGAGAAUAUUGGAUGUCUGUUACAUUUGCGAUAUUUGGCCCUCAGUUGGAUAGAGAAGCUUCCAGUCCAGAUAGGAAAGUUGGAAUUUUUGCAGACACUCGAUCUGUUAGGGACUAAUAUAGAAGAGUUACCAGAAACCCUUAUUCAGCUCAAACGGUUGAUACGUCUGGUAGGGAAUGGACUAAGAUUGCCAGGUGGGUUUGGUCAGAUGGAAGCUCUGCAAGAGCUAUGGGAUGUUGAUGUUGGCAUAUGCUCAAUAAACUUUGUGGAAGAUCUACAAAAUUUGAAACAGCUGAGAGCUCUGGGAGUACAUUUUUACUGGUUACAGAGUGGUUAUUCAAAAAUUGGGCUGAGAGCUUUGGCCUCAUCCCUCUGUAAUAUGGGGGAACAUAACCUUCGGUAUCUACAGAUUUCCAAUGACACAAAACAUGGUGAUAUAGAUUGCCUUGUAGAUUCAUGGUGCGGUCCUCAACGUUCCCUUGAAUGCUUUGUGUUGGGAGGCAGUUACGAUUGGUUUCCCAGGCUUCCAAAGUGGUCUAAUCCCUCAUUUUCAGAGCUUACCAACUUGCAGUGCAAUGUUGAGCUAAUGGAAAAGGAAGAUCUGGAUAUGCUCGGUGAAUUGCCUGCUCUUCUUGUCCUUGAGCUAAUUGUAGAAAAAACUCCCAAAGAUGGACUUAGGGUGGGUCAAAAUGGAUUCUCAUGUUUAACAUGUCUCGUCUUCUAUGACAUAUAUGGCCCUGGUUUGAUGUUUGAAGAAUAUGCAAUGCCAAAGCUCGAAAAGCUUUACCUUGGAUUAAGCGCAUAUUCCGCAUAUAAUGCAUAUGGAGGUUUUGGACUUGGAAUCCGACACCUCUCCUCUCUCAAUCUGUACUCUAUUUCCGUUGGAAUUGAACGCAAAUGUAAAUAUGUUCCAGAGACGAAGGCUGCUGCAAUGUCUAUUAUCAACAACGAAUUCAAGUCGCUUCCUCACCCACCCAAGGUUGAAUUCACAAUAAUCCAUGUAUAUGGGGAUCUUGUUGAGGAGUCUGAACUAGAGACCGACUUUUCGAUCUUAUCUAAAAUCAUCAAGGCUAGGCUCAGUUCUCCUCUUCAAGAUUAUAAAGGAUACAGUGGGAGCCCUUCCACAAGCAAUGAAGCAAAUAGCAUGAACUGAGAAUAACACCGCAGAAACAAAGCUGUGUAUACAUGCACCCAAGCCCGAACCUGCUGUCCAAAUUCCUGUCAUCUUCAAAAUAUUAUUUUCCUUCAGAACAAUUCCUAUGCAAACUUCGCAAAGUUAACGAGGCAAUAUUUAACAGUAGAUUAUAGCCAGAUUUCAGUAGUAGAUGUUUUUCAGCUAUAUAUGUUUUUUUAGUGCAAACAGUAGCUAAGGAUCCUACCGUGUGUUUUUGUGCAUAUAAAUAAAUAACAAAAGGUGCAAAUGUUCCAGAUAAUCUGUUAUUCUUGACUUUGGAA